This is a messenger RNA of Penicillium maclennaniae, 1284 nucleotides long. RefSeq names its product folliculin domain-containing protein. Gene Ontology annotation, cellular component: cytosol. Gene Ontology annotation, molecular function: GTPase activator activity. The transcript is spliced from 2 exons. The record is from RefSeq and is a predicted model, not a curated record. Bases 1 to 1284 code for a protein of 427 amino acids. Gene Ontology annotation, biological process: positive regulation of GTPase activity; positive regulation of TORC1 signaling. NCBI's taxonomy places the organism in Eukaryota, Fungi, Ascomycota, Eurotiomycetes, Eurotiales, Aspergillaceae.
AUGGAUUUCAUUCUCUCUCUUACGCACUUCUGCGAGGUGCAUGGCCCCACGUCCAUCCUUUGCUCGCAGGUCCUCCCAUUCGCCUGUACGCAAUGCCAUCCCGAACACGACGCCGCUUCCUCGCCCUCGCCCCGCGAUCCCACCAAGUCACCCUCGCCCUCUGAGGCCGGGAGCUCGAAGUCUCCCAAGAUCGAAGAUCACCCGUAUUUUCUGCGCCCGCAAGUAGCUUCCCCGGAAGACCGUUCCAACCGCGCCGGCGGAACGGAUGGCGACUCCUGCGCCAGCUGUAGCCUGUCGCUCCCCGAAGAUGUGAGCAAGCAGCUCCCCGCCGGGGCGCCUGGGAGCCGUGACGCAAAGGGCAACAAUGGAAGCCCCGUGUUACGCUCACGCGAGGUCGUCUACUCCUGUGGGAACAGUCACUCCGACGAUGAUUACACCCCAGACCCUCAUGCCCAUGCCUCUCCUCCCGAUUCACUUCACUCAUCAUCGGUCGCAUCUGACGCAUCCUGUCACACACACAUCCUGACCUACCUUUCACUCCGGGGUCCGCCGAACCCCGCGGACUACGCCCUUCUCCGCCGCUCCUCUAUCCGCACACUGAGCUGCGAGCUGCUACCCCGCGGACUGUCUUCCGGGCCAUUGUGCUUUGGUGAUUCCGUUGCAGGCUACACCAUUGCAUACAUCUUCCGUCUCCCUGACCCGAUGGCGCGCGGCAAGCGACGCAGUUACGCCCUAGUGGCCCUAGCCGGAAAAGACGCCGGAAGAGCGUUUCGGGCGUGUCCUGUAAUCUGGCGCGCAUUUGGCCGCAUCGCAUCCAGUAUUGUGAACGCGGCCGAGCGUUUCCAAGAGGAAGAGAAGCGUCGCGAGGAACAGACCAAUCCCGGAAACAACAUGCACCAUCGACAAUACACACCGGUUUCUUCCUUCCUUACAGGUCGUGCCAUGGACCCGACCGGACAGCCGCGACGCCUUGGUCAAAUUCGGGCCCGCAACUUGGCUGAGAUUCUCGGCAAUGAGUACAUCUUUGCUGAACUUCACGCGCAUUUUGUCGCCUUGCUGCAGCAGCUCGGUAACAUGUUCGGAGGGGUACCUAUCUCCGACGAACGCUUCGUUUGCAGUACAGUAGGCGACGACGAGAGCACGUCUCCCCAACCGAUGUUUGUCUCCAAAAAGCGCCAGUCUGUUUCGAAGCACGACGGUAACGAGCUCGACAUGGCCAAUCUCGACAUUUCUACCGGCCCGAAACCCAUUCCUAUCAACCCUCGGCGGUCUGUCGUGGCCUAG